GCCAAGACUACUUCUACAGCAAUGGAAAUCAUUAUGUCGGUUUUACACAAGGGCAGAAUGUAAGGCCGACGCAUAUCAACUACUUCCCAACGAGCGCUGCGUUUCGUGGGACACCUCCGCCUAGUUAUCAGCAACAGGAUGAAUACGUGCCAUCGCAGCCCUCUCCGUACCAGAUUCCACCUCAAUACGAUCCGUAUUCCAGGACGCAGACGGCUUUCCAAACGAACCAACACCUCCCGCAGCCGUUCCAUCCUCAAACCAGGCGAUUUCCUUUCGAAAGCCCCCAGCUCGACUUGCAGAGCUUCCAAGACUUUGAACCUGACAAGAUUAAAACCACAGCCAACUAUUUUAACGUGAGGCAUCCCCAAGGCAUCGUCGACCAGCUGGAUUCAAACAGGUGGAGAAACUCGCCGAAGAGAAAACCAUACGAAGAAACUACUUUAAACCCUAUCUCCAGUACAGUCGGGUAUUUCCAAGCUGUGCAGGAUCGUAAUCCUUUAAGGGACCAACAUGUAGAACCGGUAAGGACACCUUCUAGAGAAUCGAAUAGGAACGUGGAAUAUUCGAAAAUUACUAGGGGUAGCACACGUUAUAAAAACGUUAGAGGAGAAGAUACGACUACAAGACCGAGAACGCGAAAACCAGAGAUCAAGAGGAUCGUAACGACGACUACGACUACGACAACAACACCAGAACCCAUCGAUCCCACUAACGAAGAUUACGAACUCGAAUACAUUCUUUCGGAAGAGCCUGGGGACACCGAAGAUACAUUCGAAGAUUCUGCUUCACCCAUUAUAAAACCUAAUUUCAAAUUGAAUGCGACUAAAUUUGACCCGAGUAGAAUUAAAUACGAGGAUGUGAGCGCUUUCUUGCCUCCUGGAUACAAAGAAAAAUUCAAUUUAAAAACUUUUGAAGUUUCACCAAUUGUUACAACAAGAGCUCCUACGACUAGUCGUCCUGUGAGCAUCCAAACGACAAGCAGACCACCACCUACAACAACUACCACCUCGACUCCUCCGCCGACUACAACAACCACCACGACUCCUCCGCCGACUACAACGCCUACAACAACAACAACCACUACAACUACGACCACAACACCGACUCCACCGCCUACAACUACUCCAAAAGCGACAACUCUGGUACCUUCGUCUACAACCCAAUCUUCGUCUGACGAACAAGAGACACCUACUGAAUCGUGGGUCAUUGUAGCAUCUGUGCAGACUUCAAGGAGCGUGUCUGGAGCUCGCUUUUUGCCGGGCCAUAUAAACCAAGAAGAAGUUCCGAAAAUCUUAACAUCCAAUGGAACUGUAGAAAAGGAACUUCCAAAUGUUGUCAAUGAGGAAAAAACAGAAGAAACUGUUAAAGAACCAUCUGUGAAGCCAUCCACAGAAAGCAUAAUCGAUAAAUUGGAUAGAGUCCAGAGCGAAUUGUCUGCUGGAAUACUGAGCGGACUCAGACCUGGAGAUUCUAAUUUAGAAUUGCCUGAUAUGCCAGAAAAUAAAACGGUAAUGACUAUUAUUUCAACAUUGCCGCCGCUUACAGAAACCACCUCAAAAGCACCUACUAGCACUACGACUUCGAAGCCUUCGACAACGACAACCACGAAAGCGCCACGACGAUAUAUCCCUGCUGCAAAGAGGACAACGAUAAAACCUAAAAAGUCAUUGCUUGAAAAUAUUCACUUUGACAAUCUGAGCGGGCUCCUCCCUCCUGGAUUCAAGGUCCGAGAUUCUCCAAAAGAGUCAAAUCGGGAAAGUUCUGCCAGAAGUGCUGGACCGACAUAUAAAAAUCGUGUAAAUAAUAAAGACGAAUCGAAAGAGUCAAAGAGCCCCUUGGAAAGCGCGUUGGGAAAAAUUACUUUUGAUGAUGUAUCAUCCCUUCUUCCUCCCGGUUACUCAACUGAAAACAAAAAUACCACUUCAAAUGCAAAGACAAAGUCAAUACCGCCUAGCCUUCUUCCAGCAGGGUAUAAGCCACCAAAAGACACCACACCAGUGCCUGUUAUUGUGGAUGUUCCUGCUAAUCUACUCCCACCGGGAUUUAAAUUAGACAAUGUAGAAAAAGAGGAAUCUAAAAAAGAUGACCUGUUGGCCUCCAUACUGAAGAAGGCAGAAGUUAAAGAUGCGUCACUUCUGCCUCCUGGAUAUAAAGUGAACUCAACCGUACAGAACAAAGAAAUUUCGUCAACAACUGAAAGUGUGAAAGUUGUCUUUCCCACAAGACCAGGAGGAAGGAAACCACCUCCAUCAAGAACCAAAUCUGCUGGUGGUUUAUCACCCACUCUACCUAAAAUUCAAAAAGGAUGGCCAGUGAGGGCUUCAACUGAAUUCACGGGUUGGCCAACACCUUCAACUACACCAAUCUCAAUUGAAAAGAUCCUGGAAGAAGCAAGAAAGAACAGUGCCAAGAUACAAGCGGCUGAAGUACUGAGAACAUCAACUGAAGCUGAAGAGAUUACAACAACAACUACUUCUACAACAACAACAACUACAACACCUAAACCGACAACACCUGGAAUAUGUGAAAAAGAUUGUGACAUGGCUGCCACUGUAAGGUUAGUUGGAGGUGCUAAAUGGAUGCCAGAACUUCUAGAUCACAACACUAAAGAAUGGCAAGACCUUGCAAAUGAAGUUGAGACCCAGCUUGAAGCUGUGUACAGCAGUUCUGACUCCCUAAGCAAAUGGUACAAAAAAAUAACAAUCGAUGCUUUUAGUGAGGGUAGUGUCCUUGUUGACUAUUUUGUUGAAUUGACUGACCUGGGGAGAACAGUUAACACAGCUGACAUGAAACGCCUUUUCCAUGAAAGUCUUGCAAAAUACACUUCCAAUCAAGCUGCCCUUGGUGAAAAAGAAAGUAAAACAUCAAACACAACUGAAUAUAAACUUGGAAAAUUUACUAUCGAUCCUAAUUACACUGAUUUUAUUGUUUUACAAAGGCAAGUAACACCAACAGUUGGAUAUGCUGAAGAAGAAGAGCUGUUACCACAAUGGGCGAUUGCUGUUAUAGUCAUCGGGCUUGCAUCUUUAUUGUUUGUCAUUAUUUUUGGAGUAACUGUGCUUGUUAAUCGACACAAAUCGGCAAAGAAGAAACAGCCAACUGCUCUUACCGAAGAUAUGCUUCAUGAAUUGAACAAAAACCACAUGGGUGGUCUUGAUAAUUUUGGUGCAGAUGACCUUUACAACAUGGAAGAUGUUUGGAAUGACAAACCAAUAAAAAAGAGAUCGGCUGGAUCUAUCCAGGAAAACAGCAUGGCUAAUCUGUAUGACUCUUGGAGAUCAGAGUGGAAUGGAUAUUACUACAACGCUUACUACGGUGGAAAUGGAGGCUCCAGCGCUUCUGGCUACGGAGGAAGGAGGAGAUCUGAUUAUGAUACAAACUUUUAAAGGAUUUUAGUUAAAAUGUUGUAAAUAUCUUACAUAAGUGUUUUAAAAAUGUCUUUAGAAUCAAUUAUUGGAAAAUGUUGGUUGUUCACUAUUGAAACUAUGCUUGAAGCCAAA
Molecule: messenger RNA, 3500 nt
Organism: Cimex lectularius (bed bug)
Lineage: Eukaryota; Metazoa; Arthropoda; Insecta; Hemiptera; Cimicidae
Product: mucin-2-like
Exons: 8
Source: RefSeq, a predicted model, not a curated record